Molecule: messenger RNA, 2443 nt
Organism: Haliotis rubra (blacklip abalone)
Lineage: Eukaryota; Metazoa; Mollusca; Gastropoda; Lepetellida; Haliotidae
Exons: 4
Coding region: 249-2210 (653 amino acids)
Molecular function (GO): protein binding; zinc ion binding
Source: RefSeq, a predicted model, not a curated record
UUAUAUAGAUACACUGACUCCAGAGAUAUAACCCUUAACUCUAUCAUACCUACAUGUAUAUAUAGAACUCGUUUUUGAGAAAAUGAAUCAUAUGUAUUGAAAUAUUUUCUGGUUUGUUUUCGCUCAAAGCUAUUGAUAAAAGUCUACUUUCGUUAUGCAAAUGAGAACCCAAAUGUAGGUCAGCGCACUAUCAGCGCGGCGAUACACGACUGUCACAGUAUGAAGAAGACUUUGACCAUCAAUUCCCUAUGAUAUUAUUUCAGAUGGCAACGUCCCAGAAACUGGAGGAACAUUUCCUCACAUGCACCAUAUGCACAGAGGUGUUUGAAAAUCCAUGCACGCUUGUGUGUUAUCACACAUUCUGUCGGAAAUGCGUUGUCAACUACACAAAAACCAAACCAGAAGCCAUCAGUGCCAAGUCUCUUCUCUGUCCAUUCUGCAGCAAGAUGACGAAAGUGUCUGACCCUGACAGACCAGUGGUGGAAUGGGCGGAUGACGUCAAGCCAAGCUUUGUCAUCCAGGGACUGUUGGACUCCUUUGGUCCUGGAUCUAAAGAUACAACAAACUGCACCUGCUGUCAUGCAGAAGGGGAGACAACUCCUGCAUCUGUAUGGUGCUCGGUGUGUGACGAAUCCCUGUGUGACCGAUGUGCUAGAAUGCACAAACGUUUCCCAUCCACUCGUCAUCAUGACGUCCUUGACCUUUCUGGCGAGGUCAAUAUUCCCCGGAAGCGUAAAGUCAUGUGUAAUGAACACAAAGAUGAGUGUGUCAAAUUCCUGUGCAAAGACUGCAAGAAACUCACCUGCCAAACCUGUUGUAUUAUCUAUCACAGAAAAUGUGAGUCAGUUGUCACACUUGAGUCGGAAUUGCCUGCUUUAAAAUCGAAACUGCUGAAUGAGAAGGAAAACAUACGACAGAAACAAAUUCUUAUUGAAAAGAAAGUCGAUACAGUUAAAUCGAAUGUCAUGACUGAGAAAGAUCGAUAUGUCCAAAUGGAAUCGAAGAUCAAGUCUUCCGGAAAAAAGGCGAGGGAAACAAUCACUGUCAAGGAAAAUAAACUUUUAGAUGAACUGAAAGAAAUUUCAGAAAGGCACAUUGAACAGUUGAACGCCGACAUUAAGUCAGGGGAGAUAUCAGUACAGAUGUACCGACAACAGGCUGAGCUGAUUGACAAGACUCUACAAUCUGAGUGUGACAUGGAUGUGUAUGAGAUGUACCAGGGGUGUGAUGCUGGUGAUGUGGAGGAUGUCGGACACACAGACUUGGAGGAGAAGGGAAGAAUAGCCAGGAUCACGUUCAGACAGGACUCGGACAAGCUGAGUAGAGCAGUGGACGAUCUACAGCUGGGUGAGAUAGACGUUCUGUAUGACAGUGUGUUGGACCUGGCGGCUACACCUGUGUUACGAGACACGAUCAACGUCACUGUAGCAGGAGAUCAGAGAGAUGCAGGGCCUCUUGACGUGACAGCGCUAGUGAUACAUGAUACACAUACAGUUGUAACCACAGAUAAUUGGAACAUGAGUGUGAAGUCUUUCUAUACCAGAGAUAAUCAGUCAUGCCAUAGCAAGCUCAGCUUGAAUAGUGGACCUAGCCGCCUGACAAAGUUACAACACAAUCAAGUGGCUGUCACUGUAUGGAAUAAAACAAUCAUAACGGUUGAAGUCAACCCUGACCUGGUGCUGCUGUCAACCAUCACAACAAACAAACAGUACUGGGGUAUAACGUCCCUGACCCCAUCAACACUUGCAGCAAGUUCCCAGUCUCCUCCCUGUGUGGAUAUUCUGGACAUGACAGGAAACGUGCUGAGGUCAGUCAGUCCACUCUGUAGUGGAACAAAGAUCCUGAAAAUUCCUUGGUUUCUUUGCACCACAAGAACAGGAAACAUUCUUGUGUCCGACUGUUCCCACCGUGUCUUGUGUCUGACACCUGAAGGGGACGUUGUGUUCACCUACCCCCCGACAGGACACACAACAAAGGUGAAUCCUCAGGGCAUCACAAGUACCAACACAGGUGACAUUCUGGUUGCUCUAUACUUUCAGGAUAAUGUGGUUCAUCUGACCGAGUCAGGCCAGCUUGUUAGGAACGUUCUUACAGCAGGUGACGGUGUAGAUCGUCCGUACGGUGUUUGUGCAGAUGGACGUGGCCACGUGUAUGUUUGUAAUUUCAUCUCAGGUAACAUCAAAGUAUUCACAUGUAGUAAUACAGAAUAGAUAACUGAUUCAUACUCAAACCAUAUUCCACCUGUUACUGUGAAAAUUAAUACACUACAAUGUUUGAUUGGUGCACAUGGAUCAUAAGUGGACCGUAGACAUGUACACAUACUCUACUUUUACACAGGCUGUUCCAAGCCAGUACGACCCGUGAAGAUCCGUGGUAGAAUUGGUCUUCAGCAACCCAUUCUUGUCAUAAAAGGCGACUAUGCUUGUCGUAAAAGCCCACGUAC